GAAGACAAGCCGCGUGGUUCGGAACCCUGUGCUGUCCAUUGAUUUUUCAGCAUGGCUGCGAUCGGAGUUCAUUUCGGUCAUACAUGCGCCUGUGUGGCAAUAUACAAGGAUGGCCGGGCUGAUGUGGUGGCUAAUGAUGCAGGAGACAGGGUGACUCCAGCUGUGGUGGCGUACAGAGACACUGAACAGAUUGUAGGUAUUGCAGCAAAGCAAGGACGGGUUCGCAACGCUGCCAACACAGUUGUCAAAGUGAAACAAGUGCUGGGAAGAAGCUUUGGUGAUCCAGAGACACAAACUCACAAAACAGAGACCAAGUGUCAGGUGGUAAACAGAGGAGAGAAGAUCUAUUAUGAGAUUACGGCAGGAGAACAACCAGAAUAUGUUGCUCCAGAGGAUGUUGCAAAACUCAUCUUCAACAAAAUGAAAGAAACUGCUCAGUCAGCUCUGGGAUCUGAUGUCACUGACGCUGUCAUCACCGUCCCUUUUGAGUUUGCAAAUGCUCAGAAGCGUGCACUGAGGGCAGCAGCUGAAGCUGCAGGGUUCCAUGUCCUGAGGCUGAUCCAUGAGCCUGCUGCUGCUCUAUUAGCCUAUAACAUUGGACAGGACUGUUCUUCUGGAAAGAGCCAUGUCCUGGUGUAUAAGCUGGGUGGGACAUCUCUGAGUGUGACAGUGCUGCAGGUCAAUGGAGGAAUGUUCCGGGUUCUCAACACCCACACUGACCACAGCAUUGGAGGAGAGAGCUUCACACAGGCCUUGGCCCAGCACCUUGCCGCUGAGUUCAAACGCACCUUUAAACAUGAUGUAAGCUGUAAUGCUCGGGCAAUGCUGAAGCUGAUGAACGGUGCAGACAUGGCCAAGCACUCACUGUCCUCAUUGGGAUCAGCCAACUGCUUUGUUGAUUCCCUGCAUGAUGGCAUUGACUUCGAAUGCAAUGUCUCAAGAGCUCGAUUUGAGCUGCUCUGCUCCUCACUCUUCAACAAGAACAUCCAGCCAAUCAGACUGUUGUUGGACAAGGCAGGACUCUCCACCAGUGACAUUAACAAGGUGGUCCUUUGUGGAGGUUCAGCCAGGAUCCCUCGUCUGCAGCAGAUGUUCCGUGAAAUGUUUCCUGAUGUGGAAGUUCUCAGCUCAGCACCUCCUGAUGAGGUCAUUGCUGUGGGAGCAGCCCUGGAGGCUGGCUUAUUGGUUGGCAGAGAUGGCAUUGCACCUGAGGAAGAGGCAGUCACAGUGGAUGUUUCUGCCUCUGACAUACUAGUAAAGGAGGUUGAUGAAUCUGGAGCUGAGAUGUUCACUGUUGUCCUCCCAUCUGGGACGCCCCUCCCUGCUCGCAGACAUCACAUUCUGAAUGGAUUAGGGAAAUUAUCCUCGCUCUGUCUGGAGAUUUACCAGAGAUUUGUUUCUGAGCAGCCAGAAAAGCUAGCAAAGAUUAUCUUGCGAGACCUGCAGCCCAAAGAGGAGAAUCAUGACAUUGACACUGUGGUGACCAUGAAAAGGGAUGGCACGGUCCAUGUUUCCUGUGUAGAUCAGAGCACCGGAACGUCACAGGUCAUCACCAUAGCAGCUACAUCAUGAAACCACUGAUCUGAAGUUCAAAUCACACACCAGCACACAUUCUGUUGGUUGGUCGGAUGGUUUUUAUGUUGUUUUUUAUACUUUUCACUCAAUAAACAUAAUCAAAUGUAA
This is a messenger RNA of Scomber scombrus (Atlantic mackerel), 1683 nucleotides long. It is a transcript of the gene hspa14, whose product is annotated as heat shock protein 14. NCBI's taxonomy places the organism in Eukaryota, Metazoa, Chordata, Actinopteri, Scombriformes, Scombridae. The record is from RefSeq and is a predicted model, not a curated record. Gene Ontology annotation, cellular component: cytoplasm; ribosome. The transcript has 14 exons. Gene Ontology annotation, molecular function: ATP hydrolysis activity; misfolded protein binding; ATP-dependent protein folding chaperone. Gene Ontology annotation, biological process: cellular response to unfolded protein; protein refolding. Bases 52 to 1572 code for a protein of 506 amino acids.